AGUAGAUGAAUAUGAAUUUGCAAAGGUUCAGAAAAGAAUCCUUAAAGGUUUCUUCCUCUGGCCUGAAGAAGAUACCGAUGAUUCAAAACUAAGCAUUUUUGGAAAAUUUUGGAAAAGAUUCAGAAGAUUCUUCUUUUGUUGGUCCUUGUUACCCACAACUAUGCCUUUGAUGUAUGAUGUGAUUGCUUUACUAAUAGAAGAUGAAUCUAAAACUAUAGAACUUCUGGAACCUGUUCUUGCAGUCUGUUGUCACGCUGGUUACCACUACCUAGGAGUCUGUUGUCUCUCCAAUGGAGAUCUCAUGGUUAAAGUCCUCGCAACAGUGGAACGCAUGAAGUUCUUCAGACCCAUUGAUGAAAUCAUAGAAGUAGACAGAAAAGCAACUUGGUUUACCAAAUUUCUCUUAAUGUAUUCUACAAUUGGUACCAUAUCAUACUCCUUGAUGCCUAUCCUACCAUCAGCUUUAAGGGACUGUAGAAAUAACCUAACUCCUAGUAUGAUCAAAUAUAGUAUACCAUGUGGGUUGGCAUGUAGAGUACGCAUACCUUUUUCAAUGUACAUGAAUGAGAAGGUUUUGAAGGUGAUCUGGACAGUCAGUUAUUUCCAUCAGAUUUAUUUGAUAUUCUGUGUGACAUGUCUGUUUGUUACCUUGACCAUGUUGAUCUGUUCAGUGGUCAUGCAAUGUGUUUACCAUUAUCGGGAACUGAGGAAACUCAUGUUGAGCAUUGAUGACAACAAUGGGGAUCAGAAACUUUUACAUAGGAGUAUCCAUUAUCACAGUGCAAUCAUCAGACUUUGUGAAGAUGUCAAUGAAGCCUUCGGAACCCAAAUGACCAUGUUCAUAGUGGUACCAUCAUUUGCCAUCAGUCUCCUUGGUUUUGUCCUGUUAAUAGUAGGUUUCACUGAUCGUAUCCGUUUUGGUCUACAUCUCCUCGGAUGGAUAGCCAUGCUCCUCUUAGUAAACUUUGGAGGGCAAGUAUUAAUGGACGAGAGUAUUGCUGUAGCAGAAACAGCUUACGCCAUCAAAUGGUAUGAAUACCAAGUGUCCUUUCAAAAGGACCUCUUCAUGGUCAUCAUGCGGUCACAGAAACCUCAAUUCCUCAACGCGUCCAAUAUCAAAAACUUAUCGUUUAAUACAUUCCUAGCGGUUAUUAGUUCAGCAUACUCGUAUCUGACGAUGUUAAUUAAUAUGAAGUCGAAGUGA
This is a messenger RNA of Dalotia coriaria, 1204 nucleotides long. RefSeq names its product putative odorant receptor 85d. Bases 161 to 1204 code for a protein of 347 amino acids. Gene Ontology annotation, cellular component: plasma membrane. The transcript is spliced from 5 exons. Gene Ontology annotation, molecular function: olfactory receptor activity; odorant binding. NCBI's taxonomy places the organism in Eukaryota, Metazoa, Arthropoda, Insecta, Coleoptera, Staphylinidae. The record is from RefSeq and is a predicted model, not a curated record. Gene Ontology annotation, biological process: sensory perception of smell; detection of chemical stimulus involved in sensory perception of smell.